This is a messenger RNA of Drosophila nasuta, 1995 nucleotides long. RefSeq names its product transmembrane protein 209. The record is from RefSeq and is a predicted model, not a curated record. Bases 138 to 1829 code for a protein of 563 amino acids. Lineage: Eukaryota; Metazoa; Arthropoda; Insecta; Diptera; Drosophilidae. Gene Ontology annotation, cellular component: membrane. The transcript is spliced from 5 exons.
GAUAGUGCUAUCGAUAUAUUUCCAUCUGGACUCAACGCCGGUCGGCCACACAUUGUAAAAUUCCGCCAAUUUUUUAGCAUUACAACAGUUUUUGCAAUAGCAUUACGGGUUUAGGGAUUUUUCAAUUUUAGGUAAAGAUGAAUUUCUCAGGGAACAACUGCUCACCAACUUAUCGCAGUCCCAUCACACAACACCAAAGACCAAAGACGCCAAUGUCGCGCGGUGAAGUCCGUGAGAAUCUCGAUCUACGCCGACGCCGAGCAGAAGCUCGAAGGUAUUUGAAAUGGGGUUUCAUACACAUCCUACUCUUCGCUGUGCUCGCCUUUGAUAUUAGCCAAGUGUGCGUUGCCGAUGGAACUACGCUCUGGUAUGAAGUGGAGUAUACAGUUGGUGUGUUUCUGCUGCUCAGCGCCGUAGCCUGCAUUGGCAAAUACAUUUGGUGGCUGAUGGUGGACAAUGUGACUAUGACGAUGACCGAUAUGCAAAGCUGCCUCUUGAAUGAAACAAAUGACAAUGGGCUUCUGGACAGUUCAAUGCGUAUACGCAGCAAAACGCCAAAGCCACGCUAUUAUGAGCAAGAAGAUGAUUUCAAUGACAGCGCUCCCAUCAUUAAUUGGCACUCCUCGUUCGAGGACAGUCGCUGGGGUACCCAAUCGCCUCGUCGCAGUCCGAGUCCAACACGUAGCUCACAACAGCAGCUAAAUAAUGUAUCAUACAACUGUUCCAUCGGUGGCAACAAGUCUUUUAAUGCCAGCAACCUCAGCAAUGAAUCUGCUGCCUACAUGUCGCCAUAUGCCGAAGUCAGUCGCGAUGACUUUCCCACCGAUGUACGCAAGCUGCCAGCGUUGAUGCGGCGGGCAGAGCGUGAACGAGAACGCAGCUAUGCCGAGCUGCUUGAAUCUUCUAAUGUACAGAAUAUGGACUCGACAAACUCGUUCUGGAACUAUUGCAAUAAUGCUGCCUUUCUACUGAAACGUUCCAUCUAUCAGCUGGCACCAGCACCUGUGGCCUCCACGGAGAAUACGCCUACUUCCAUUGAAGAUUUUGGCUUUGUACAGUUUAAGGACAGCAAUUCGGAGGUCAUUAAGCGCAUUUCCACGGUUAAGUUGUCGCAGUACUUAAGUAAUCUCAGAUAUUGGAUAUCCACAACAAUUUUGCAGCGCCUAGUUAAACAAAUUGACAAUAUGGAUGAAGUAUUUCGCCAGCGCGGACUUAUUGAACUAAAGAUCGGCGCUGUGGGCUUGGAACGCUUGCGCAAGAUGGCCGAGAAUCAACAGUUCGUGCAAGGCUGUGCUCCCAUGUUGCCUUUGCUGCUGCCCUUCCUCGACACCUUCAGCAAUCAGGAGUAUGUGGUGCAGCGCAUUCGCGAACUCUCACAAGGUUCCUGCAUUGGUGACUAUCGCUGGAACUCGGGCAAAGCCCACAAUGGUCAGGAAUGGGGCGACCAUUUGCCCACAGAUGCUGCUAUACUCUUCCAUUUAUUCUGCGUUUACUUGGACAGCCAAUUAAUGCCACUGCCCCAGGGUGGUGGACGUCCCUUUCACUCGCGCUAUGUGCUGAUGCGCGAGGAGAAACGCUCCACAAAAGAUAUAAUUAAUGCUGUGAAUAAUCGAGCACACUGCGCCUUUCUCAUAACCAACAGCCAGAUGAAGCCAAAGUUUAAUUUCAUCAGCGAAAAGGAGCUUCACAAUUGCGCCUACGAUCGCAACAAUUUGUUUUAUGUUAUCAUACAGUUUUUGAUUUAUAUGCGCUCGCACCAGGAAUCGGCCCUCGAGGGCGUCAACUUGGGAAAGAGCGGCAUUAACAUAAUGUGCGUAAUCGAAGACUGAAUAAGCUGUGCUCUCUGCUGUUUGCGGUAAGCAGCAUUUUGCAUAUUUGACUUGGGCCAAACGAAUUUGGCCAUUUAUUUUCUUAAUGUAAUACUUAUUAUUGUUAAACAACCUUCUGAGACGUUUUCGGCUGCUCAAAUUGAAACUAUUAAAUUAUGCAUUGUAA